AUGGGCGAGUCACCUGAUGCCUUUUCCUACGAGAACAUUGGUAUCAGGCCAACUGUUUUAUCCUCUUCCUUAACACGCUGUAAACACCUAAAUUGUCUGUCACAUCUGACACCAACUCCACACCUACUCCACACCUACUCCACACCUACUCCACACCUACUCCACACCUACUCCACACCUACUCCACACCUACUCCACACCAACUCCACACCAACUCCACACCUACUCCACACCUACUCCACACCUACUCCACACCAACUCCACACCAACUCCACACCUACUCCACACCUACUCCACACCAACUCCACACCUACUCCACACCUACUCCACACCAACUCCACACCAACUCCACACCUACUCCACACCUACUCCACACCUACUCCACACCAACUCCACACCUACUCCACACCAACUCCACACCAACUCCACACCUACUCCACACCUACUCCACACCUACUCCACACCUACUCCACACCUACUCCACACCAACUCCACACCUACUCCACACCAACUCCACACCUACUCCACACCUACUCCACACCAACUCCACACCAACUCCACACCUACUCCACACCAACUCCACACCAACUCCACACCUACUCCACACCAACUCCACACCAACUCCACACCUACUCCACACCUACUCCACACCAACUCCACACCUACUCCACACCUACUCCACACCAACUCCACACCAACUCCACACCUACUCCACACCAACUCCACACCAACUCCACACCAACUCCACACCUACUCCACACCUACUCCACACCUACUCCACACCAACUCCACACCAACUCCACACCUACUCCACACCUACUCCACACCAACUCCACACCUACUCCACACCAACUCCACACCUACUCCACACCUACUCCACACCAACUCCACACCUACUCCACACCUACUCCACACCUACUCCACACCUACUCCACACCUACUCCACACCAACUCCACACCUACUCCACACCUACUCCACACCAACUCCACACCAACUCCACACCAACUCCACACCUACUCCACACCAACUCCACACCUACUCCACACCUACUCCACACCAACUCCACACCUACUCCACACCAACUCCACACCUACUCCACACCAACUCCACACCAACUCCACACCUACUCCACACCAACUCCACACCUACUCCACACCAACUCCACACCUACUCCACACCUACUCCACACCAACUCCACACCAACUCCACACCUACUCCACACCUACUCCACACCUACUCCACACCUACUCCACACCAACUCCACACCUACUCCACACCUACUCCACACCAACUCCACACCUACUCCACACCUACUCCACACCAACUCCACACCAACUCCACACCUACUCCACACCAACUCCACACCAACUCCACACCUACUCCACACCUACUCCACACCUACUCCACACCUACUCCACACCUACUCCACACCUACGCUAGUUCCAGCCCAACAAUACAGUCUUGACCGCUUCCCGUCUCUUCUGAUUUCUUUGUUUUCUGAACUAUUUAUGUCGGUGAGGGAUUCGCCUCCUGCUGUGUGCACCUGA
This is a messenger RNA of Procambarus clarkii (red swamp crayfish), 1548 nucleotides long. NCBI's taxonomy places the organism in Eukaryota, Metazoa, Arthropoda, Malacostraca, Decapoda, Cambaridae. The record is from RefSeq and is a predicted model, not a curated record.